Molecule: messenger RNA, 1034 nt
Organism: Klebsormidium nitens
Lineage: Eukaryota; Viridiplantae; Streptophyta; Klebsormidiophyceae; Klebsormidiales; Klebsormidiaceae
Source: the annotation of a GenBank genome assembly
GGGAAGUUGAACUUACCCGCGCGGUCAAAGGCCGACUGCUUGAACGUGACUGCGAAAGCUGUGAGUGCAACAACCGCCUGCAUCUGGUCUGGCAAAAGUUUGCCACAGUUUGGAAGACAAACAUAAGACAAGACAAGACAAGACAAGAAAAGAAGACGGCUUCCAGCAAGUUUCUUUGAGCCCUCGGGAACCCUACAAGCAACAAUGGCCCGUACAAAGCAGACCGCUCGUAAGAGUACUGGAGGCAAGGCCCCCAGGAAGCAGCUGGCUACCAAGGCGGCCCGGAAGUCGGCCCCGACGACCGGUGGAGUGAAGAAGCCUCAUCGUUAUCGCCCGGGUACCGUCGCACUUCGUGAGAUUCGCAAGUAUCAGAAGUCCACAGAGCUGCUCAUCCGCAAGCUGCCUUUCCAGCGCCUUGUCAGGGAAAUUGCUCAGGACUUCAAGACUGACCUUCGCUUCCAGAGCCACGCCGUGCUCGCCCUCCAGGAGGCCUCAGAGGCAUACCUUGUCGGUCUCUUUGAGGACACCAACUUGUGCGCAAUCCACGCCAAGCGGGUUACGAUUAUGCCCAAGGACAUUCAGCUCGCCAGGCGUAUCCGCGGUGAACGUGCUUAAGUAGAUGAUCAGUUUUUACCAUACUGAAAAUAGACUUUCAAUAGUGGCGAGUGCAACAUAAUAUCGGUUUGAAGGUUCUUGCCGGUAGGUUUUGCAGCCAUGCGGGCGUGUGAUCAAGUGCGGAAGAGCAGACCACAUUUGCUAGGAUUGUUAGGAUCAUUCUGCCUAACAGAUUCAAGUUCUACUUAUGGGGUCUUUGUGGAAAGAGUCAACCUGAUGAUUACCCUUGUAUAUAGUAAAGUCUUGGUCGGCCAGCUACCCAGUCACAUGUACCACAGCCUCCCGACCCCAAUGGUUGGCCUAGUCAUGUUGAUUCUUAGCACCAAAUGUUGGUUGAGUUUCAAGUGAUUUCAUGCCAUGGUUGGGGAAGUGGCUAUAAUAGCGGAAUCACAAUUUUCUUACUGCAGCGGGCUAGGGGC